CUUGAGUCACUGCUGCAGGUGAACUGUUGAAGAGCCAUGAGUAUCCUCUGACAUCCAGCUAGUUGAAGGUAUUAAUUCUGUCAGCGUCACACUAUGGCUUCUGUCAGUGUACUGUUAAUGCUGUUGCCUGUUGCAUGGUCAUGCAUUCCCCAAAAAGCAGAUUACGUUAUGGUGUCAUGUUUCCCCAAUGCUAUAAUUGCCAACGUCCCAGAGUGUCCCUACGGCUGGGAGAUUGACCAGCUGUCUCUGGGUGGAGUCUGUUACACUGGAAUACACAGUCCAGGUUACUACCGCUUCAUCAUCCCAGAUCUCACACCCAAAAACCACUCAUACUGCGGCACACAGUCGGAGUACAUGCCUGGCAAAGACCCCAAAUACAUCUUCUAUAACUCCAUUGUGUCCAACGAUACUUCACUGACAGUCAGAAACCAGCCCGUGAACUACACCUUCAGCUGCACGUACCGAGCAGCGUACCUGGUGAAUAACGCUGUCUUCAGCCAAAGAGUGGCUACAGUUUAUGUCAACAAUGGGAGUUUAGGCACUUUUAGAUCACAGUUGUCUAUGAAUGUGUUCACGAAUUCAAAGUUUCUGUAUGCCAAGGACGCGCCCUAUGUGAUCGACACAUCUGAGAUCGGCUCUGAAGUUUUUAUUGGCAUCGAGGCAAAAGGUCUAAGUAACAGGUUCAAAGUUGUGAUAAGCAACUGCUGGGCCACUCCCUCUCCUUACUCCACAGACAGAAAAAGGUGGAGCCUCAUCAUCAACAGCUGCUCGUCCGACAGCACUGUGACUAUCUUUGAGAAUGCCAAAGACAGCCGCUCCAUGUUCAAGUUCAACUCUUUCCGCUUCCAGCGGCAGGAGAAGGUGUCUACUGUCUGGCUUCACUGUGAGGUCCAUGUGUGUGAUGGAGAAAGGAUCAUCUGUCAGCCAAGCCCCUGCUCUGUGAGAAGUUUGUCCUCGGAGGCAGACCCGAAUGGGGGGAUCCUGACUGCUGAAUUUCACAUCAAAGGCAAUGAGUCUUCUAAUAAUGGACACAUAACAGGCGUCUCACUGCUCCUCCUGCUGGUGGUCCUGAUAAACACGGGUUGUGAUUUAGUCAACGAAACAACAAUUUUUUAAAACAAAAUCGCCGGUUUCCACAAACACACAGAUACAGAGGGGCGUGUC
Archocentrus centrarchus (flier cichlid) is the source of this 1164-nucleotide messenger RNA. It is a transcript of the gene tectb, whose product is annotated as tectorin beta. The record is from RefSeq and is a predicted model, not a curated record. The transcript has 11 exons. The coding region runs from base 94 to 1116 and encodes 340 amino acids. NCBI's taxonomy places the organism in Eukaryota, Metazoa, Chordata, Actinopteri, Cichliformes, Cichlidae. Gene Ontology annotation, molecular function: extracellular matrix structural constituent.